AUGGUGAAAAAGCUCGGUCAGUGGCUCCCACAUACAUUGAGCGACGGCAACCGCCAAAGACAUCUGGACAUCUGCACUCAGCUGCUCUCCAGAAGCCGCAGAUCCAAAUUGCUGGGCGCCAUCGUCACUGGAGAUGAAGAAUGGGUCCUCUACGUCAACCACACCCACAAACGUGAGUGGUGCGCUGGCGAUGAAAUGCCGGAUCCUUUCGUGAAAGGUGAAAUCCAUGAGAAGAAAGUCAUGCUGAGCGUCUGGUGGGGAGUUCAUGCAAUCUACCGUUUCGAACUGCUGCAGGACAACAAGACAGUUACUGCCGAGGUCUAA
Necator americanus (New World hookworm) is the source of this 324-nucleotide messenger RNA. RefSeq lists its product as uncharacterized. NCBI's taxonomy places the organism in Eukaryota, Metazoa, Nematoda, Chromadorea, Rhabditida, Ancylostomatidae. The transcript has a single exon. Bases 1 to 324 code for a protein of 107 amino acids. The record is from RefSeq and is a predicted model, not a curated record. Gene Ontology annotation, molecular function: nucleic acid binding.